Molecule: messenger RNA, 3394 nt
Organism: Dipodomys spectabilis (banner-tailed kangaroo rat)
Lineage: Eukaryota; Metazoa; Chordata; Mammalia; Rodentia; Heteromyidae
Gene: Map1s
Product: microtubule associated protein 1S
Exons: 7
Coding region: 19-3012 (997 amino acids)
Biological process (GO): axonogenesis; microtubule cytoskeleton organization; dendrite development
Cellular component (GO): microtubule associated complex; neuronal cell body; cytosol
Molecular function (GO): microtubule binding; actin binding
Source: RefSeq, a predicted model, not a curated record
CGUCCGGGCGGCGCGAAGAUGGCGGCGGCGGAGGCGCCGAGCUCGCUGCUGCUGGUGGUGGGCGGCGAGUGCGGGGGCCGGGGGCCGCUGGCCUACGUGCUGGAGGAGCUGGAGCGAGGUGUUCGCUCCUGGGACGUGGAGCCCGGCGUCUGCAGCCUGGACGAGCAGCUCAAGGUCUUCGUGUCCCGACACUCGGCCACCUUCUCCAGCCUCGUGAAAGGCCAGCGGAGCCUGCACCACCGUGGAGAGACUUUGGAGACCCUGGUCCUCCUAAACCCGUCGGACCGGUCCUUGUGCGAUGAGCUCCGGAACCUCCUGCUGGACCCGGCUCCUCACAAGCUGCUGGUGCUGGCCGGACCCUGCCUGGAGGACACCGGGGACCUGCUGCUUCAGACGGGGGGCUUUUCCCCCCAUCACUUUCUCCAGGUCCUGGGGGACAGAGAGGUCCUGGAUGCCCUGGCGGCCUCCCCCACGACCUCAGGCGCGCCCUCCCUCACCAUUACCUGCCCCACCUUCGGGGACUGGGCACAGCUGGCACCGGAGCUGCCGGGCCUGCGGCUCCGGCUGAACCCGCCGGCGCGGCUGCCGGCAUCCGAGGGCCUGCGCGAGUUCCUGGAGUACCUGGCCGAGUCCCUGGAGCCGCCGUCCCCCUUCGACCUGCUGGAGCCCCCGUCCUUCGGGGGCUUCCUGCGGCUCACGGCGCCCUGCUGCUAUGUCUUCCCUGGGGGGCUUGGGGACGCCGCCUUCUUCGCCGUCAACGGCUUCACCGUGCUGGUCAACGGCGGCUCGAACCCCAAGUCCAGCUUCUGGAAGCUGGUGAGGCACCUGGACCGAGUGGACGCCGUGCUGGUGACGCACGCGGGUGCCGACAGCCUCCCGGGGCUCAACAGCCUGCUGCGGCGCAAGGUGGCGGAGCGCGGGGAGGCGGCGGGCGCCGAGCCCGGGGAGCCCGCGGAGCCCGGGGAGCCGGGGGCCGCCUGGCGGGACCGGCUGCGCCGCCUGGUGUCGCCCGCGCUGGGCGUCGUCUUCCUCAACGCCCGGGAGGCGGCGUCGCGGCUGAAGCGCGGCCAGGACGAGGCGGCGCUGGCGCUCGGGCUGCUGGCCCAGCUGGGCAUUGCGCCGCUGCCGCUGCGCCGCGGGCCACAGCCCGCCAAGCCCACCGUGCUCUUCCGCAAGAUGGGCGUGGGCCGCCUGGACCUGUACGUGCUGCACCCGCCCGAGGCGGGCGACGCGGACGGCGCGGGCUCCGUGUGCGCCCUGCUCGUGUGGCUCCCCGCCGGCCCCACCGAGAAGGUGGUGCGGGUGCUGUUCCCAGGCCGCACGCCGCCCGCUCGCCUCCUGGACGGCCUGCUGGGCCUGCAGCACCUGGCCUUCCUGCGGGAGCCGGUGGUCACGCCGCGGGACCUGGAGGCCCCGGCGCGGGCCGACAGCAGGGAGAGCCUGGGCUCGCGCGACAAGCUGCGCCCUGCGGGCCCCGCACCCGCCAGGCCAGGCCCUGAGCGCCCCGCGCCCCCGCGGAAGGAGCCCGCCCGGGCCGAGGCCCCCCGCCGGACCGAGAAGGAUGCCAGGCUGCUCCGGGAGGCGAAGAAGGACCCCAGGCCGAGCACGCCCCGCAGCCAGCCCCGCGCCCCCGCCGGCCCGCCCGGCCCCAAGAGGGCGGCCGCGGCCCCCAGACCCCUCCGGGCGUCAGGCGCGCCCCCGCCCCGGCCUGUGCAGAACGGGCCCCUCAGCCCCCCAGGCCCGGCGCACCAGGAGCCCGGGCUGCCCGGCGCCCGCAGUGCCUCCCCCACCUCGACCCCGCCGCCGCCGCACUCCGGCCCCGAGGGCUGCGCAGAGGCGCCGACCCCGGAGCGAGUCCCGGCCCCCGGCCCCGAGCGCCCGCGCUCGCCGCCCGGCGGCCGCCUGUCCCUGAGCCCCCUGCGCGGCGGGGACGCCUCGCCCACGGGCACCACGCCCUCGCUGCCCGCCGAGGUGGGCUCCCCGCACUCCACCGAGGUGGACGAGUCCCUGUCCGCCUCUUUCGAACAGGCGCUGCCGCCGGGUGACGCGGGCCCGGGCCUCACGCUGCGGCCCCGCGCCCGCCGCUCUGCGUCUCCGCACGAUGUGGACCUGUGCCUGGUGUCGCCCUGCGAGUUCGAGCACCGCAGGGCCGCGCCAGCCGCCGCGCCCGCCUCCCCGGGCAGCUCGGAUGGCAGCAGCCGCUCCCAGGAGCGCGCGGGCCCCGGGGAGACGCCGCCCACCUCGGUCAGCGAGUCGCUGCCCACGCUGUCCGACUCCGACCCGCCGCCCGCCGCGCCCGGGCCCGACUCGGACGACGACACCCGCGGCUGCGCAGGCCUGGGCCGCGACCCGCCGCCGGAGCCGCCGCGCGUGCCACUGCCGCUGGCCGGCCCCGCGGGCACCUGCAUGGCUGACCCCGCGCAGCCCGCGCAGCCCCGCGCCCGCCGGGGCCAGGCGCGGCCCUCCACCGCCCCCGCCGCUCCCAGGGCCACCCCCUCCGCCGGCCCCAGAGCCAAGGCGCCCACCGGGGCCGACCGCGCCAGCCGGCCGCCCAGCGCUCGCGGCGAGCCUGGCGACAGAGCUGCGCGCGCGCCCCUGAGCAGGAAGCCCUCCGCCCCGAAGACAGCCUCCAGGGGCCCGGCGGGUGCCCCGCGGCCCGCGCCCACCCCGGUGUACCUGGACCUGGCCUACCUGCCGGGCGGUGCGGGCGCGUGCCAGGCAGACGCGGAGUUCUUCUUGCGCGUGCGCGCGCUCUGCUACGUCAUCAGCGGCCAGGACCGGCGGCGCGAGGAGGGGCUGCGCGCCGUGCUGGACGCGCUGCUGGCCGGCAAGCAGCUCUGGGACCGCGACCUGCAGGUGACCCUGAUCCCCACCUUCGACUCCGCCACCAUGCACCGGUGGUAUGAGGAGACGCACGUCCGGCACCAGGCGCUGGGCGUCACGGUGCUGGGCAGCAACAGCAUGGUGUCGAUGCAGGACGAGGCCUUCCCCGCCUGCAAGGUGGAGUUCUAGCGGCCGCCCCAGAGCCGCAAAAUAAACAGGCCCGCCCUGUGUCCCGCGUCCUCCGUGGAUCUCUGCGCGGUGUGGAGCAGGUGCGGGCUGGGUGGCGGCCGCUGCCUCGCGGCCCGGCCUGUCUGGGAGCCCAGGGUCCCAGAGCCCAGACCGAGGCCCGGGCAGAGCGUCCUCCGUCAGGGCCUCUGCGCCUGCGUGGUUGGAGAUGAGAAUCUAAAGGACUUUUCUGUCCAGCCCGGCUUUGAACCUCAACUUCCUUAGUAGCUUCAGUCACAAGUGUGAGCCACCAGUGCCUGGCCCCAAAUCCUCUUUAAGCAAGAGGCGCUCAGUGCUUUUCCAACCUAGUUUGUGGACAGAUUUUCUGUAAAUGCUUUACACUGUU